CAACAAUGUAAUCAUAACCUGAAAUUAUCGUACUCAUAAUAUGAAAAUCAAGAAUACCCAUAUCAAGAAAAAUGACAAAAAGGGUACAUAAUGUAACAAAUGCCCUAACAGAUAAGGAAAAGAUGCAAGGCUUUGAAAGUCUCUUGUUAUUUUCUAGCUAUAGCAGCAAACAGAUAAACCCAAAUACAGAAAACCGAAGAGGAGAUUGCCAACUCAUAAGUGUAUAGAGAAAAAUCAAUCACAUGACAACUACAUAUAUCCAACUCCACACAAGCUUGGAAUCAAUAGAACCAAGAAUUAAGCUCAGGAUAAUCACCUUUGCAGUCGUACACGCCCAAGCGGGAUAUCAUCAACCACAGCCUCAAAUAUCUUCUUCUCCAGCUCGGACUCAUCGACCCACAAUGAACUCUUUCUACGCAAAAGCUCACUCCUCUCUUUCUUCUUUUCCUCAACUGUUUUCUCUCUCAUCCUCCAAUACUCGAGUUUCUCACCUCUUUCUUUCAUCUGCAUCUCGCGGAACUCUUCCUCAGCAGCCUGCCUCUCGAUAGCCUCCGCCUUCUUCUUGGCGGCUUUGGCGGCCUUCCUCUCCUCGUUAGCAAUCCUCAGGGCUUCCUUUCUCGCCUCGUCCCUUCGCAGUUUCUCGAUCCUCUGCAAUUCCAUUUCCUGAAUGUAACCCUUCCGGAUUUGCUUGAACUUCCGAUCGUAAUCGCGGCGGAGGAAGGCCAGCUGCGCGGCGGCCUCCUUAGGGUUACGCGGAGGUUUCCAAGAGUUUAUGUAAGAGCUCGGGGGAAGAAAUUCGUGGUGGUUACGACGGGAUGAUGGAGAUUCCGAUGUGACGUUGGUGUUGGUAGAGAAGUGGCGGGUGACGGCGAGAUUGGUAGGCCGUCGCCGGAGUAGGUGGCAAAAGAGCGACAUUUUGAUUGUUGAGUGGGUUUUAGCAAGGGUUCCACGGUGAGAUUAUUUAUGUGACCGAUCCAAGUUUGGGCAUUUAAAGGGAGAUAUAUUGGAUACAAAAUACUGAAAUAAUUUUUAUAUUUUUAGCUAGGGCUACUCGGAAGAUGGAGGAAGUUGCGACUGGGUUCUAGGGAUUUUGACUGACGGGUUCUACAGAGAGACUCCAAAAAGUUAUUUAUUUCUUAAUAAGGCAAUAAUUAUCACAUAAACAAAAAGUUGAAAACAACAUGGAAAAUAGUCGAACAAAGAUUUAUUUCACCAAAGAGCAUUUUCGGCCAGAAAAACCAAACACAUACAUACAUAUGGCAACAAAAGUAAUUAGAAAUUGAAAUUACUCGUUCAUUCUCUCUACUUGAAAGUCGAAUCCCUGCUCUCUCUUUCUCUCUCUCUGUGGUGUGUGUGUGUGUUUGCUGAUUCACUGGAAAUGCAAAGGCUUCAAAUUGGCGAUCUAUUUCCAGUUAUCCUUCAGUGGUGAGGUUUUGAUCGUGAUGAUAAAAGGAGAGCCGGCGGAGGAGAAGCCACCGCCGCCGUCGUGGGAUCGGGAAUCGGACGGCGGGGACGAUCUUUCGCACUACUCCUCCUGCGGCGGUGAAUCGGAGUUCGACAGGUACUGCAGCGCCAGCUCGGCCAUGGGUACCCCCAGCUUCCGGGGCAGCUCGUACGGGGACCCGGAUUUCGGGCCGUUGAGGGGCUUCAGACUCGGGGAAGAAAAUGCUAAUACUCAGCGUGAGGCGGAUAGGGUGUUAUCGAGCUGUGGUGAAUCGAAUUUGAAUGGCAAAAUGGAAGGUUUUGAUGUCGGUGGUCGAUGGGGAAAUGGGGUUUUGAUUGGGAAUGAAAACGAGACUAUUGGUGGGGCGAGUGUUCAGAAUUCGGAUGAUUUUCCGGUAGUUGGUGAUGUUAACAAUAGUGAUGAAAUCAAGAACUCAUCAGAUGAAGGUGAAAUUUCGUCAAGGUAUGAGCACUCGGAAGGUGAGGACUCGAUGUUUGGAUGUGGUAGUGAUGGAGAGAACAAGAUUGGUCCAUAUUAUAACAAGAAAGCUCCUCUUUUUGAUGGAGAAAGUGAGAGAAGAGAAAAUCGGCUGGUUAUGAAUUCAGCGGUGGCCUUUGGCUCGGACGAUUGGGACGAUUUUGUUAAUGAAAACAGGGAAAGUACGAUUGGUUCAAUGGGCUUGGAUAAAAUCCGAACUGAAAAAGAGGCCAACAUUCGAAGUGGUAUUGGGUCUUUAGGGUUUAUGACAGAUAAUCGUGUAACACAUCGUGAUACAGUCAAACGAAGGAAAAGUGAGGCUGAUUGUACAUCUGAGACAGAUGUGAAUGCUCCGUUUACAAAAUCAACCAAUCUUAUGAAAUUUGGUGUGCGAUCUGAGGAUGCUGAAAGAGUGGUUGCUUUGAGUAAUGAAGCAAAUGAUAUGGAUGAAUUGGCUGAUUAUCUUGGUCCUACUUCUGGUUACAGUUUGUUUGAAAGGAAUGAAGAUCCUGUGGGAAACGAAGUAUCGCAAAAAGAGAAGCUGAAAAUUGGCGAAAGCGAAACCAAAGUGAACAUUGGUGAAAGUGAAUGCAAAGUGAAAAUUGAAGACAGAACUACUGUCGAGAUCAUGCAUCGUUGUGAUAUUGUGUCGAACAAUAAGAGUUCCGAGGUUAAAAACAAAGAAUUGGCCUCUCUAUCUGAAUCUGAGGCCAAUCAUCAUCAUCUGAUUCGAGCAAAUGAUAAUGAACCAGACCAUUUUGCUGAUACCUCGAGAAGUGCCGUGGCAGAGAAGAACUAUUCUUUUGCAUUCGAUCAAGCUGAUGAUCAUUUUGUGCCGGAUAAGAAAAUGAAUUUCGAGUUGAAUGAUUUCUAUGAUGAAAUCGUUAACGAAAUGGAAGAUAUACUGCUCGACUCUGGUGAGCCCUCUAGAUCUAGAUUUACCCAUAGUGCUACAAUAUACCAAUCCCAUUUUUCUCACCCUUCGAGAGACGGGGGCUCCACUGCUUCAACAUCCGGCACGGAUUACGCUCACAAUUUCAUUCAUCAACCUCCUAAAAUCGAUAAAAUCGAGGUAGUGGGCACAAGUCAAAGAAAAGGAGACGUUUCAUUUAGUGAGCGUUUAGUCGGCGUGCAAAAAUACACAGUGUACAAAGUAAGAGUUUGGAGUGGGGAGGACCAUUGGGAAAUCGAACGCCGUUAUCGUGAAUUUAGUACUCUUUACCAUCGUUUGAAGAAACUAUUUGACGGCCACGGGUGGACCCUUCCUUCACCUUGGUCUCAUGUAGAAAAGGAAUCCAGAAAGCUUUUCGGCAAUGCUUCUCCAAACGUAGUAGCCGAUAGGAGUGUACUUAUCCAAGAAUGUUUACAAUCAGUAAUCCACCCUAAAUUCAAUUCGAUUUCGCAUAAUGCACUUAUUUCUUUCCUCUCCCUAUCAGAAGCAGAGCCAGGUUCUCCUCAUACAAAUAUAUGUAACAGAAGCAUGCAUGUCGAAGGUUUGGGAAAGACUAUAUCGCUUGUUGUUGAAAAAAGGCCUUUGAAGUCGAUUAAACAGAUGCUAGAUGCUCAACAUUAUAGGUGUGCGGGUUGUCAUAGAAAUUUUGAUGAUGGAAGAACAACUGUCUUGCAAGCGUUAGGUUGGGGUAAACCCCGUCUUUGUGAAUACAGUGGCCAGCUUUUCUGCCCGUCGUGUCAUAAUAAUGAUACUGCUGUUUUGCCUGCUAGAGUUCUUCAUCAUUGGGAUUUUACUCGGUAUCCAGUUUCUCAAAUGGCUAAGUCGUUUUUGGAUUCUAUUAAUGACCAGCCAAUGCUUUGUGUCAGUGCCGUUAACCCGUUCCUAUUUACAAAAGUUCCGACUUUGCAGCAUGUGGCGAAUAUCCGAAGUAGAAUAAGAGCAAUGCUUCCUUAUGUUCGUUGCCCGUUUCGUAGGUCCAUCCAUAAAGGUCUCGGGCCUCGUAGUUAUCUUCUGGACAGCAAUGAUUUUUUCGCACUGAAAGACCUCACCAGUCUCUCUAAUGGAGUGUUUUCAGCACUACCAGUGAUGGUUGAAACUGUAUCUCGAAAAAUCCAGGAACACAUCACUGAGCAGUGCCUCGUAUGCUAUGAUGCCGGUAUUCCAUGCAGUGCUCGAAAGGACUGUAACAAUCCACUUUCUCUAAUUUUUCCUUUUCAGGACGAAGAGGUCGAAAAAUGUAAAUCCUGUGAACUGGUUUUCCACAAAAAUUGUUUCGAUAAACUGGCUUUCUGUUCUUGUGGUGCUCGUUUCAAGCACGAGCAUACGAAGCAAGGUUCCAGUAAUAGUUUGAACAGUAACUUGAAUUUAAUUGAGAAAAGAACGGCAGAAAAUAGCACGACUGGGCUUCUUGCUGAUUUAUUCUCCAAAGUAAUGCCAGGAAAGUCUCAAAUUCCCAGAAAACAAGAAACGAGACGUGUGGACAAUGUUAUUCUAAUGGGUUCCAUUCCAAACAACUCCCUCUGAAUUCACCAGUGGGCUUCUCGUUUUCUGUGUUGGCAAAUGGAGCUAUUGUUAUACUCAAGGGUUCGAACUUCUUGAUAUUUCAUGUCUCGUUUUUGUUUGUUAUUCUUGUGGAAAGCCUUUGAGUAUAUUCUUUUGUUAUAUAGUGUGAUUUUGGAUUUUCCAAAAUACCAAAUGUAUUCAAUUUGUAAUGUAGUUUUUGGGAAUAGGGGUGAUAUUGAUGCAAUUUGUGUUCACUCUAUAUAUGCUUCAUAUUGAUAUUGUAUGUAAGUGUACUGUUGAGGAGUUGAUAAUUUUCCAGAAAGUUAUUCCAAGAGUGAUGAUAUGAAAAAUGGGG
Molecule: messenger RNA, 4731 nt
Organism: Striga asiatica
Lineage: Eukaryota; Viridiplantae; Streptophyta; Magnoliopsida; Lamiales; Orobanchaceae
Source: the annotation of a GenBank genome assembly